GUGACCAGUCCAGCGAGGGGCCGGAGAAGGACGAGGACCUGGCUGGCCAUGGCGCUCGACUUCCUAGCUGGAUGCGCCGGGGGUGUGGCCGGCGUGCUGGUGGGACACCCGUUUGACACCGUUAAGGUGCGGCUGCAGGUCCAGAAUGCCGAGAGGCCACAGUACCGGGGUACGCUGCACUGCUUCCAGACCAUCAUCCGGCAGGAGAGUGUGCUGGGCCUGUACAAGGGCCUGGGCUCGCCGCUCAUGGGGCUCACCUUCAUCAACGCGCUGGUGUUCGGGGUGCAGGGCAACACCCUGCGCGCGCUGGGCCGCGACUCGCCGCUCAACCAGUUCCUGGCGGGCGCGGCGGCGGGCGCCAUCCAGUGCGUCAUCUGCUGCCCCAUGGAGCUGGCCAAGACGCGGCUGCAGCUGCAGGACGCGGGCCCGGCGCGGCCCUACCGCGGCUCGCUGCACUGCCUGGCGCACAUCUACCGGCAGGAGGGCGUGCGGGGGGUGCACCGCGGCAUGGUGGCCACGCUGCUGCGCGAGACCCCCAGCUUCGGCGUCUACUUCCUGUCCUACGACGUGCUCACGCGCGCCCUGGGCUGCGCGCCGGGCGACCGGCUGCUGGUGGCCAAGCUGCUGCUGGCGGGCGGCACGUCGGGCAUCCUGUCCUGGCUGUCCACCUACCCGCUGGACGUGAUCAAGUCGCGGCUGCAGGCCGACGGGCUGCGGGGCUCCCCGCGCUACCGCGGCCUGCUGGACUGCGCGCGCCAGAGUUACCAGGCCGAGGGCUGGCGCGUCUUCACGCGCGGCCUCACGUCCACGCUGCUGCGCGCCUUCCCCGUCAACGCGGCCACCUUCGCCACCGUCACCGUGGUGCUGUCCUACGCGCGCGGCCCCGAGGCGCGGCCCGACGGCGACGCGGCCGGCCCGGCGCCCGCCCUGACGCAGAGGUCCAGCCUGUGACCGGCGCGGGGCUCCCCGUCGGGUCCGCUGCGCUCCGAGGCCGCCGUCCCGGGGCGCAGCCCCUGGGCGACUUGGCACCUGGCACGGGCCCCGCAGGCCGCCUUGGCCAGUCACCGGGCACGCGGGGGCCAUCUCUCCAGCGCCCUGCCCGCCCGGCACCUGCAGUCCCCAGACCCCACCCUCUGGGUGCGCCCGCCGUUGGGUCCGGUGGGGUCUCGGAGGGCUCCAGGCCGCAUUUUGUCUGCCACCUGUUCCAGGCUGUGGCCGACAGAAGCGGCCUUGGGGGCCUGUCCACUGGGCACUGCGGGGCAGAGGCGGCCCUGUGUGCAGACACUCCAAGAAGCCACAUGCUUGGGCUUCAGGGACGGCAGGAGACCCCACCCUCCACACCUCCCAGUGAACACUCCUGGCCGCAGGGAAACUCCCUCUGGGCCUCAGGCUGCCUGUCUAUAAAAUGGGCCCUGUGGCUCCGGCCCUCCUGUGAAUGGUGGGUGCGACGCCACCCAGGCCUGUGGCAGCGAGGUGGCUCGUUCUGUCCAGACUGGCGCUGACCCUCACCCCCCUGUCCGGCCAAAACUGCCCAGGGAAUAAAGUCUUGUUUUGUAAAGAGCA
This is a messenger RNA of Sorex fumeus (smoky shrew), 1563 nucleotides long. It is a transcript of the gene SLC25A29, whose product is annotated as solute carrier family 25 member 29. The record is from RefSeq and is a predicted model, not a curated record. The transcript has 4 exons. Bases 49 to 951 code for a protein of 300 amino acids. Gene Ontology annotation, biological process: mitochondrial L-ornithine transmembrane transport. Gene Ontology annotation, molecular function: high-affinity L-arginine transmembrane transporter activity. Gene Ontology annotation, cellular component: mitochondrion. Lineage: Eukaryota; Metazoa; Chordata; Mammalia; Eulipotyphla; Soricidae.